AGAAGCCAGUGCGCAAAGAAGAGGGCUGGAGCAGGAGAGCGGAAGGACCGGAAACCCGAAGUCGGACCGCGGAAAUCCAAGGACAGUUCGCGAUCAUGUCUGAGUUACCGCUGGCUGUUGGCAAAAUUGUCAGGAGGCUGGACAAGCGCAUUUUUUCGGUUGCGCGGGCUGCUAAAAGACCGUAUUCUAUAACCAAUAGGCUGUGUUGCAAAACUGAGAAGGCCGAGGAAAAAACCCCGCAUUUGAAAGAACAAGUGCGCUCCUCUCCAUUCAGCCACGAAGUUUCUGAAUGGGAUAAGAAACUGUUGAUGUGGUCAGGCCGCUUCAAGAAAAAAGAAGAUAUACCUCAUGAAAUUUCGGCAAAGAUGAUGAGUGCAUCAAGGAGCAAACUUCGUGUGAAAGUUGCCUACGUCGCAAUGGCUAUCCUGCUUAUGGGUUUUGUAUCGGCAGUUUUCAUAGGGAAACAGGAUGUUCAGAAAUAUAGACAUUUGCGGUAUAUGCCCAUUGAGAAGAUAGUAGAGACUGAUGAAAGUACUUCUACCAAGCCAUAAUCAAAAAGAAGAUUAGAUCUGUUGGUGUGUGAUUUUCAUCAUGAAUUGGAAGAGCAACUUAAGAAACAUUUACUUCAUUUUUUUUACAUUUCAAAAAGAGAAUUUAUAGUUCAAUGACAAUGUUAAAAUUUUCAUCCUUUCUGAUGGAAGACUUCAUUUCUGACUAAAACAAAAGCACCUUUUGUUUUUAAAAGUCUGAAUCUAUAUUAGAAUGUUUCUUUAAAUCCUGGUGUGUAUGUAUAUUCUUUGUAACCUGUAAAAUACACCCUGCUCUAAUAAUAAAUGGAUCUAUCCAGGAUACUGAAUUCA
Molecule: messenger RNA, 860 nt
Organism: Thamnophis sirtalis
Lineage: Eukaryota; Metazoa; Chordata; Lepidosauria; Squamata; Natricidae
Gene: FAM162A
Product: family with sequence similarity 162 member A
Source: RefSeq, a predicted model, not a curated record